UGGGCAAAAAUUAAGCACAAGAAGGGUGCCAACGAUGUCAAGAAGGGGUCAUUGUACUCGAAGGCCUCCAGGGUAUGUGAUCCUCAGUACGACAUCAUCGUGGCCGUAAGACAGGGAGGAGGCGCGGACCCUGAGCUCAAUAGCGCAUUGGCAGCAGUCAUUAAGAGAUGCAAGACGCAGGGAGUCCCAAAGGAUAACAUUGAGGCUUCUCUCAAAAAAGUGAGUCUAGGCUCUGAGUCCAACGCGCAGGCCAUCACAUAUGAAGGGGUAUCGGGACAGAUUGGUCUUAUAAUAGAAUGUGUUUCGGACAACCCCAGUCGAACAGCAACUAAGACGCGUGAGCUCUUGAACAAAGGCGGUGCUCGCCUUACCCCAGUUGCUUUUAUGUUCAGUAGACACGGCUCCGUGCGGGUAGCCAUUGCGGAAGGAGAAGAUUUCGACGCAAGACUUGAGCGGCUUGUCGAGGCAGCAUUCGAGGCGGAUGCGGAAGAUUUUGAGCAAAAUGAGCCUUCAGAAGGCGUUGUCGGGAUCGAUUUCAAAUGUCCUCCAACCUCUCUUACCAAGCUGACGUCUGCCGUGACAGCUCCUGGGCUGUGUGAGGAACUGCUGGCCAGUGAGCUUGUCUAUUCGCCCAUAGAUCCUGCCGAACCUCCAGACGAGCAGGCUGUCACGAAGAUUGAGUCGCUUGUUGAAACACUCGAAGAAAACGACGAUGUGGUCCGCGUCUGGACUACGCUCAACUAG
Phanerochaete carnosa HHB-10118-sp is the source of this 744-nucleotide messenger RNA. RefSeq lists its product as uncharacterized. The record is from RefSeq and is a predicted model, not a curated record. Gene Ontology annotation, cellular component: mitochondrion. NCBI's taxonomy places the organism in Eukaryota, Fungi, Basidiomycota, Agaricomycetes, Polyporales, Phanerochaetaceae. The annotation marks the transcript as partial. The transcript has 7 exons.